AUGCUUGAAGCUUUAGCCUUCGGGCUUCUUCUUAUCCUGCUGCCAGCUCUUGUGGUAGCAUCACCGCAGCCAUCAGGAACUCCUACCAGUACGACAGAUGCUCCAACUUCCAUAUCAACUCUGUGCGGGAGUAUUAUAAAUAAGCGUCAGUUUGUUUGCAUCCCUAGGUCCUUGAUAUCUUCAACUAAUAUAAAUCCCAUUCAAGAAUACAACAUCGUCGACGCGGUCCAGGCGUACGAUUGCUUACGAAGCGUGCCUUUUCACCCAGAAGUUGCGAGUCAGCUCAUACGUUACAUGAAUGAUACGAUCCAGUUUCAUAGCACCCUUGCGUAUCUAGCAAGUCCUCCUCCGGACUACAUGCAGCCUGCAGUAGAUCUGGUAGCUGGAUUGGCACAGAUCACGCGCGACAUCGACGGGGGCAAUUUCAACAGCCAAUACGAUUUCGAGACGGCCCUAUCUAGGCUGAUAAACGCUGCUCAUGACGACCAUCUGAAGAUAAAUGGAGGAAUACUCUCAACAUUUGUCUAUGGGGCUCCUUAUGAUAUCGUCUCUUUGUCUUCAGAUGGAAUCGAGUUGCCGAAAUUAUAUCUAGCCAAUGAGUUACCUGCCAGUGGAUGGGAGCAUCUCAAUCAUAGACCUUCGCCUAUUAAGACUAUAAACGGCGAAGAAGCAGUCGAGUACCUCACCAGAUUCGCCUCUUUCAAUUCCCUCAGCAAGCUUGAGCCACACGCAGAUUGGAAUAUGCUGAUGCGAAGCGGUGUACUGGAUAGCCAGGGGUUAUUGGAGGUGUUCUUUGGAGGUGCGACCUCAUACCCAGGUGAAACUAUUACCAUCACUCUUGAGGAUGGUACUGUAAUAGGACCAGAUCCUUGGUUAGCUCUAUAUCUAGGGCCCCCAAACACAGGGCCUUUACAGACAAGUGGAGAUUUCUACAACUUUUUUGUCUUAGGCCUCUAUCCAGCAUCAUUCCAAGACACCUCUGACGACUUUCCACCAAUGACGGCGGCCUCGUCGGAAUCAAUGGUAUCCCCAACUCCAGAACCAUCUACAAAGCCCACGUGGGACGCAGCAUAUCCGACUCCCGAAGCUAUAUCACCUAGUCUCUCGAACGAGGAAGGAUUGCCACGGGCUUUCUUUCUGAACGAAUGCUCGAUCGCCGUUCUAAGUAUCCCUGGCUUUUCGUCAUACGGUGAUACGAUCCAGGAAUUUAUUGACACAAUUAAGGCUUUCCUUCAGCACAGUAAAGAUGCUGGUCUGAAGAAGGUUGUUCUUGAUGUGCAGCAAAAUAAGGGAGGACAACCAUUUUUGGCAAUUGAAGUUUUCAAACUUUUUUUUCCUUCUAUUGAUCCAUUUACAGGAAGUCGCAGGCGCGCACACCCAAUGGCAGAUGACCUAGGGAAUACGUUGACUUCUUACUGGAGUGGGCUCAAUCGAAACCUGCGCGGCUACGACCAUUACUACACCAAUGAAUGGGUCAUAUCCACAAAGCUGAAUGCGGAUACGGGACUAGACUUUGCAAGAUGGGAUGAAUACUUCCACUCUCCUCACACUUAUGCGGGCGACAAUUAUACCAAAGUGGAGCGGUACAAUAUUUCAGACAUCACGUUCACAGAAGAAGCAGCCAACAUCCGUAUCGACAAUGUUGAUGGAUCCCGGGGCCAGCCGUAUAAUUCUGAGGACAUUAUAGUUCUCAGUGAUGGCCUUUGCUCUUCGGCAUGUGCAUUAUUCAUGGAGUUAAUGCACUAUGAAGCUGGAGUGCGAACCGUUGUGGUGGGUGGUAGGCCUGAUUAUACAUUGAUGCAAGCUCCUAGUGGAACUCGCGGCUCCGCGUUCUACGACCUUCGGAGACUGGAUAACGAUCUUAUCGCCGCACGUUCAAUCGAGAACACUACAGGUGCUCUUCCUCUUGGCCGUACACUUGGGUUCUUUAUCUCACGAGCAAGCGUCAACCUUCGAGAUCAGAUCCGCCGCAACGAUUCUUCAAAUACCCCCUUGCAAUUCCGCUUCGAAGCUGCCGAUUGUAGGAUCUUUUUCACGCCUAAUACCUGGUACAAUCUUACGAAUCUUUGGAGCUAUGCUGCUGAAGCAGCGUGGCACAAUGACACUCUCUGCGUUGUUAAAAGAAUGACCAACUCCACAUCUUCAAGCCAUUACCCGACGAUAUACGAGGUUAAAGCCGCUAAGAACAACCAACUGUUGUAUCAAGCAAAAGAAGAGGAAGGCACAUCCGAGCAGAAUCAUCUCGAUGAUCCCCUCAAUGAUAUUCUUGAUGGCUACGAACGUCCAUUAGAAGGACUGGAAGGAAACCCCUGCGAGAAGCCUUGUGAAUGCGGCAGUGGUAGUAUGCUGUGCGAAGACGUACCGGUUUAUCAUGGGUCCCGAAGCAAACAUCAAAAGCAAUGCGUUAGCUACUGUAGCGAGAUAACUGGGUACGAAGGAACUUCGUGCCCAAUUGACUAUCAUUGUCGGUACACUGGAGUGAAACUUCAGAAGUGGCGAUCAUCGAGGUCAACUCCUGGGCUGAUAAAAUCUGGGUAUUGUGUUCCCGACCCACCAAGCUUCCUCCCCCAGGCCAAGAGCUUGGUAUCACUUUCCGAUGGGGAUGAUACGAUUACAGACCCCUGUUUACAGAACUUGGAUAAUGCUUGGCUUCGUUGCUUUAGCUAUAGCGGUUGCUUUCAGAAAUGUGUGGUGCUUGAUUCUAACGCUCAAAGUCUGCCUUUUAAAGAGAUUCGGUGGUGUACAAACUCGCAGCUCAAAUCAUGGCAGCAUCAAAAGACUGUCGAAAGUGGUCGUGACUGGGACACCUACUAUGGAGCCAACUCCAAACUUCUCGGAAUUGUUCGCUACAAAUAUAGCGAGUCCCAGUUCGCCAAAGAGCAUCCCUAUUUGUACUAUAGUUGA
Messenger RNA from Penicillium cosmopolitanum, 2904 nucleotides. RefSeq lists its product as uncharacterized. Gene Ontology annotation, molecular function: serine-type peptidase activity. Lineage: Eukaryota; Fungi; Ascomycota; Eurotiomycetes; Eurotiales; Aspergillaceae. Gene Ontology annotation, biological process: proteolysis. The transcript has 3 exons. Bases 1 to 2904 code for a protein of 967 amino acids. The record is from RefSeq and is a predicted model, not a curated record.